UUAGGGCCAACGCGCCAGUAAUCCCAGCGCUCUCCCUCUCGGUUGGCAGCGGGCGCCCCUCUGCUCCCCGAGUUCCCGGCCGCCGCCAGCGCGCCCCAAUCUGGCCCCCUGCCCCGCGAAAAUGGCCGCCGUACGCCGGGCCCGCAGUUACUGCCGCUGCCUGGUGCGCUUCUCCGACCGAGAACUCUGCUAAGCCUCACUGCAGCACCCCAGCAGGAUAGACACCCGACACCCAGCACCCUUCCCAGAGGGGACGGUGCGGAGGGGGCGCGGAGAGCCCCUCGACCGCGGCCAGCCGCCCCGCCACCAUGGCAGAAGCUGAGGAGGAAGAUUGUCAUUCUGAUACGAUCAGAGCAGAAGACGAUGAGGAAAAUGACAGCCCUGCUGAAACAGAUCUGCAGGCGCAGCUCCAGAUGUUCCGAGCUCAGUGGAUGUUUGAGCUUGCCCCUGGUGUAGGCCCUAGCAGCCGAGGGCCAGCAAGAGCCUCUCUACUGAAAGCAGAUCCCAAAGGAAAGCAAGAACUGGCAAAAGAAGAAAAGGCUCGCGAACUCUUCCUAAAAGCAGCAGAAGAAGAACAAAACGGAGCCCUCUAUGAAGCCAUCAAGUUUUAUCGUAGGGCUAUGCAACUUGUACCUGAUAUAGAAUUCAAGAUUACUUACACCCGGUCUCCCGAUGGUGAUGGCGGUGGAAGCAGCUACAUUGAAGACCACGACGAGGACAGCAAGAUGGCCGACCUCUUGUCCUACUUCCAGCAGCAGCUCACGCUCCAGGAGUCUCUGCUCAAGCUGUGUCAGCCUGACCUGGAGAGCAGUCAGACCCACAUCUCAGUGCUGCCGAUGGAGGUGCUGAUGUACAUCUUCCGAUGGGUGGUGUCCAGUGACCUGGACCUCAGAUCCUUAGAGCAGCUGUCACUGGUGUGCAGAGGGUUCUACGUCUGUGCCAGAGACCCUGAAAUAUGGCGUUUGGCCUGCUUGAAAGUUUGGGGCAGAAGCUGUAUUAAACUUGUUCCGUACACAUCCUGGAGAGAGAUGUUUUUAGAAAGGCCUCGUGUACGAUUUGAUGGUGUGUACAUCAGCAAAACCACGUACAUUCGCCAAGGGGAACAGUCUCUUGAUGGUUUCUAUAGAGCUUGGCACCAAGUGGAAUAUUACAGGUAUAUAAGAUUCUUUCCUGAUGGCCACGUGAUGAUGUUAACAACCCCUGAGGAGCCUCAGUCCAUUGUUCCUCGUUUAAGAACCAGGAAUACCAGAACGGAUGCAAUUCUUCUGGGUCAUUAUCGCUUGUCGCAAGAUACAGACAAUCAGACCAAAGUAUUUGCUGUGAUAACUAAGAAAAAGGAAGAAAAACCACUUGACUACAAAUAUAGGUAUUUUCGUCGUGUCCCUGUACCAGAAGCGGAUCAGAGUUUCCAUGUGGGACUACACCUCUGUUCCAGUGGUCACCAGAGGUUUAACAAACUCAUCUGGAUACAUCAUUCUUGUCAUAUCACCUACAGAUCGACCGGUGAAACCGCGGUCACUGCCUUCGAGAUUGAUAAGAUGUACACCCCGCUGUUCUUUGCCCGAGUGAGGAGCUACACCGCUUUCUCCGAAAGGCCUCUGUAGGGCUUCACGUCCAGCCUCCGUCACUGUUGCAUGAAUAAAAGUAUAUAGAGCAAAAGAGCACCUAAGUUAUAAAUGUACAUAAAAAUAUAUAUAUGUGGAAUUGGAACUUGUUUUAAAUUGCUGAGGUUCUUUUAAGAAGAGUAUAAAUUGAUUAUUUUUUUUAUUUAAAGGGAUAGUUCAUUCCUGGGGUGUUUUGUUUUGAAACUAAGGUUGUAAGUUGUUACUGCACAUGUAUGUUACGGGAAAACCUUACUGUAAGGUGUAACUCGUGUCCCUUCAAGCAGAUUUCUGUUAAGUAGAGCUUCGUCCGAUCAUCUUGAUAUGUAAACACAUCAGGAAGAACUCCACUGGAUACGCAUUUAUCUCACGCAUGACCCUGCAUUCAAGACGCAAAAUGUGAAAAUCUGGUCUGCAUUUGUUUGAAAUUGUUUGACUAAUAAAGACCAUAAAUAAAUGUUUUCUUUCCAAAAAAAUA
This is a messenger RNA of Echinops telfairi (small Madagascar hedgehog), 2079 nucleotides long. RefSeq names its product F-box protein 9 (gene FBXO9). The coding region runs from base 309 to 1604 and encodes 431 amino acids. Lineage: Eukaryota; Metazoa; Chordata; Mammalia; Afrosoricida; Tenrecidae. The transcript has 13 exons. The record is from RefSeq and is a predicted model, not a curated record. Gene Ontology annotation, molecular function: protein binding. Gene Ontology annotation, biological process: SCF-dependent proteasomal ubiquitin-dependent protein catabolic process. Gene Ontology annotation, cellular component: SCF ubiquitin ligase complex.